Mesitornis unicolor (brown roatelo) is the source of this 347-nucleotide messenger RNA. RefSeq names its product arginine/serine-rich coiled-coil 1 (gene RSRC1). The transcript has 3 exons. Gene Ontology annotation, cellular component: nucleus; cytoplasm. The record is from RefSeq and is a predicted model, not a curated record. Gene Ontology annotation, biological process: alternative mRNA splicing, via spliceosome. The annotation marks the transcript as partial. Lineage: Eukaryota; Metazoa; Chordata; Aves; Mesitornithiformes; Mesitornithidae.
ACCAAGCCACCCUCAUCGAGCAAGUGAAGCGAGUAAAAGAAAUUGAAGCUAUUGAAAGUGACUCCUUUGUUCCGCAGACGUUCAGAUCAACGAAAGACGUCAAAAAGUCCGUGGAGCCGACUGAACUACAAUACGAACCCGUAACCAUCGGAGCAGGAGCUGUCGAUGCAUCUGCUCCUGAAAAAGAACCCCCGCCUGCCAAUAUUCCUACUGCCAUCAAGUAUCAAGAUGAUAACUCCUUAGCACAUCCAAACCUGUUUAUCGAGAAGGCAGAAGCAGAAGAGCGGUGGCUUCAGAGGCUGAUCGCUCUCCGCCAGGAGCGGCUGAUGGGCAGUCCAGUGGCCUGA